Messenger RNA from Cooperia oncophora, 933 nucleotides. The record is from the annotation of a GenBank genome assembly. Lineage: Eukaryota; Metazoa; Nematoda; Chromadorea; Rhabditida; Trichostrongylidae.
CUGAAUGUUCUACAAGAGGGUGAAAAUUUCAGUUCUCUUUCUACCUUGUUCCAAUCCGUUCCUGGCUUAGCUGGUACAACGUUGGAUGCUGCAGAUUCUGAUAGCGAAACCAUUGAUGAGUACGGCUCCGGUGUUAUCCGUUCCGCUUCUAAAGAUCAGAUCUCCAGUGUACUUUCAAGAUUGCAAGGUCGCGCUUCAACGUACAAGGAUAAAUAUAGAGAUUUGGUAAAGAAGUACAAUGAGGUUGUAACAGAGAACAAUAAAUGCAGGACAGUCCUGGCCCAGACGCAGGACAAAGCUCUCGAUCGGAUCGGAAAAUUAAAAAGCGAAAAGAAGGCUCUUGGAGAGAAACUGCGGGAACUGGAGGAAAGUCGGGCCAGCUCCUCUCCGGCUGAACAAAAGCAUCAUCGCCUCGAGGAAAUGCUGGAGAAAUGCAAAGCAGAGAUCACUAAGAAUCGUGCAAAAAUAAAAGAACUAACCCAGGAAAAUGAAAGGCUGUCGCAGAGUGUUAAAGCAGCUGAAGGCGAUUCGGAUAUCUCGACUUUGGUUGCGGAUCGUGUGGCCAAUGAAUGGAAACAAAGAAUAGACAAAGUAGAAGAAGAAUGGACAGAGCGAAUGAAUAAGAAUGAUGCUGAUCAUGCGAUACAACUGGCAACAACGAAAGCUGACAUGCACGCCGCUUUGGAAACGAAGGAUAGAGAGAUUGAAUCUUGGAGGUCAAAAUGUCGCGCUUUGGAGGUACAAGACGGGCAAGCAAAUGAGCGUUGGCAAAAGAAAGUGGACGAACUACAACAAGUAAUUCAGGCGUUGGAAGUAGAGAAAGGCGAUAUGAUCGAAAAGCUAUCUGCUGCGAAAUUACAGGGUGUUAAGGCAGUGCGAGACGAAGAAGAAAAGAAACGUGAAGAGCUCAUGGCUGAAUUCUCAGAGACAUAG